This is a messenger RNA of Cynocephalus volans (Philippine flying lemur), 849 nucleotides long. RefSeq names its product calpain-1 catalytic subunit-like. Lineage: Eukaryota; Metazoa; Chordata; Mammalia; Dermoptera; Cynocephalidae. Gene Ontology annotation, cellular component: calpain complex. The record is from RefSeq and is a predicted model, not a curated record.
AUGAAGAUCACCGGCCUCGCGCUCUCCAAGGUCCCCCGGGGGCUGGAAGGACAGCCGGCCCUGCACUGGAAGCGUGACUUCUCCCUGGCCAAAGCGUCCCAGCUGCGCUCAGAGCAGUCCAUCAACCUGCAGGUGAUCAGCACCCGCUUUUGCCUGUCGCCUGAAGAAUGUGCUGGUACCCUCCACCUUCGAGGGGGACAGGGAGGGGACUUCGUGCUGCACUUCUUCUCGGAGGUGAGCACUGGGAUCAAGGAGCUAGAUGACCAGGUCCAGGCCAGCCUCCCUGACGAGCAAGUGUUCUCACAUGAAACUGAUGAGAACUUCGAGGCCCUCUUCAGGCAACUGGCAGGGGAGGACUUGGAGGUCAGCGUCAAAGAGCUGCAGAACGUCCUCAACAGGAUCAUCAGCAAACCCAAAGGCCUGCAGACCAAGGGCUUCAGCGCGGGGUCACCCUGCUGCAUGGGGAGCCUCAUGGACCGUGAUGGCAAAAGGAAGCUGGGCCUGGUGCAGUAUGUCCUGUGGAGCCGCAUCUGGAAUUACCUGUCCAUCUUCCAGAAGGUUGACGUGGACAUGUUGGGCAGCAUGAGCACCUAUGAGAUGCAGAUGGCUGUUGAGUCUGCAGGCUUUGACCUCAGCAAGAAGCUGUAUGAGCUCAUUAUCACUUGCUACUCCGGGAAUGACCUGCCCAUAGACUUUGACAACCUUGUGUACUGCCUGGUGCCACUGGAGACCAUGUUCCAUUUUUUCAAAACUCUGGACACAGAUCUGGAGGAAGUCGUGACCUUUGAAUUAAAAUGGUUAGAAAGAGUUACUAUGUUCAUAUUUAGAUGUAAAAUGGAUGAUUUAUGA